AUGAAAUCGCCAAUACUGACAUAUGCUAGUCUCGGCUUGGCGACAUGCUUUGCCAUGAACGUGGGUUUUGCCGGUGCGUCGGCCCAUAAUCACUCUCAUGCAGUGAAUUUGGCUGUUAAAGAUGAGGGCGGGAACAAGUCGAGCCCGUUGCUCUAUGGGAUUAUGUUCGAAGAAAUGGAUCGCUCUGGUGAUGGUGGAAUCCACGGCCAACUCCUCCAAAACAAUGGUUUCCAAGGUAAGAGCCUUGGAAUGACCGCAUACAAAUCGGUGGGCGACGUGGAUAUCUCCCAGGACCAUUCGAAGCCGGUCAGCAAAGCGAUUACGUCUUCGCUGCAAGUUGCGGUGCCCAAGAAUGCGACCAAAUUCGUUGGAUUCGCCAAUACCGGAUACAAGGGCGUUCCGGUGAAGCAAGCAAAAUAUAAGAGCUCUUUCUACAUGAAGGGCAACUAUUCUGGCACCGUAACUCUGCAGCUCGUCGGAUCGCACAGUGGUACCAUCUAUGCAGACCACAACCUGACUGUCAAGAGCUCCGAUUCCAAAUUCACGCCCUUUGAAACCAGCUUCCAGUCCAAGGCCUCACCAGACGGCGAGAACGAGUGGCGUCUGACUUUCGAUGGCUCCAAGGUUGCCGGCAACUCGCUGAACUUUGGUCUUGUCCAACUGUUUCCACCAACAUUCCAUGACCGAGAAAAUGGCUUGCGCGACGAUCUUGCAACGGUCAUCGACAAAGUAAAGCCCAAGUUCCUCCGGUUUCCCGGCGGGAAUAACCUCGAAGGAGUGAAAAUCGACUCUCGCUGGAAGUGGAACACCACUAUAGGGCCGGUGGUCGACCGUCCCGGCAGAGAAGCCGACUGGGGCUACCCCAACACCGACGCCCUUGGUUUGGACGAGUACAUGCAGUGGUGCGAAGACAUGGGCAUGGCACCGUUGCUGGGGGUGUGGGCCGGCAAGUCAUACGGCGGUAUCCUGUCGGGCGAAGAGCUGGAGCCGUAUGUCCAGGACACGCUGAACGAGCUGGAGUAUCUUCUCGGAGACUCGACAACGACACACUAUGGCAGGCUGCGCGCAAAGAACGGACGCACAGAGCCGUGGAAGCUGAACUAUGUCGAGAUCGGGAACGAAGACCAGCUCACCGGGGGGUGCGACACGUACCCGGAACGUUUCAACCAGUUCUACAAAGCGAUCCACGACCACUACCCGCACAUCACGAUUGUCGUGUCGAAUGCAGACCCGUCUUGUCUUCCUUCGCAGCUGCCAAAGAACGUCAUCCUCGAUGUGCACUUCUAUCUCAAGGACGAUCAGAUCGUGGACAAGUUCAACCAGUGGGACAACCAGCCGCGGAAUCAGUCUGUCAUGGUUGGUGAAUAUGGAUGUCGGAACACUACCCAGGCUACGGGUGUCUACUGGUCAUACAUGCGAGGCAGCUGCAGCGAGGCAGUGUAUAUGAUUGGCCUGGAGCGGAACAGUGACAUUGUCAAGAUGGCGGCAUAUGCUCCUUUGCUUGCGCAUCGCGAAUACAUCUCAUGGUCGCCUACUCUCUACGGCUUCGACUCCAGACCGGACUCGAUCACUCCGUCGACCUCUUACUAUGUCCAGAAGAUGUUCGCAACCAACAAAGGCGACACUGUCCUGCCGGUAUCUUCAUCAACAGGGUUCGGUCCACUGUACUGGGUGGCCACGAAGACGGACUCGAAGUAUUACGUGAAGCUCGCAAACUACGGAUCCGUCUCGAAGAAGGUCGAUGUGAGCGUCCCUGGCACAGAGAAAGGGAAGCUCGAGAUGCUGUCUGGUCCCGAAUAUCAUGGUAACACGCCCAUGAAUGUAAAGAUCGAGACAAUUACCAUGGACGUGUCCGAUGCAAAUGGCAAAUAUACCAUCCACAUGGAACCGUGGGCUGUUGCUGUUCUGGCUGUUUCGUGA
Molecule: messenger RNA, 1920 nt
Organism: Penicillium alfredii
Lineage: Eukaryota; Fungi; Ascomycota; Eurotiomycetes; Eurotiales; Aspergillaceae
Product: alpha-L-arabinofuranosidase A
Exons: 4
Coding region: 1-1920 (639 amino acids)
Biological process (GO): L-arabinose metabolic process
Molecular function (GO): alpha-L-arabinofuranosidase activity
Source: RefSeq, a predicted model, not a curated record